Rotaria sp. Silwood1 is the source of this 384-nucleotide messenger RNA. The record is from the annotation of a GenBank genome assembly. Lineage: Eukaryota; Metazoa; Rotifera; Eurotatoria; Philodinida; Philodinidae.
AUGUCGGAAGUUUCGGGUGAAAAUCAACAAACACCAACUAGUGCUGGUAGUGAAUCAGGUGAUAAAAAUGUUGUAAGCACAACAACAGCAGCACCGGAACAAAUGGAAGCUCAACCAGCUGUUGAUUCAGGUGAGCAACAAUCAAAUGAUAAGCAAGCAUCAUCGGCUGAUGCAACAAAGGAAAAUACUUCAAGUUCGCAACAACAAUCAGGUGAAAAGACCAAACCUGAUUUAUCAACAUUACCAACACGGGCUUAUCUUGACCAAACUGUCGUACCAAUUCUUCUUCAAGCAAUGUCUCAACUUGCUAAAGAACGGCCUGCUAAACCAAUUAGUUUUCUCGCUGAAUACUUAGUUAAUCAUAAAGAAAAAUACAAUGAAUAA